UUUAAUUUAUUUAAGUUAGAUCUUAUUUUACGCCUCUAUUCAUUAACGAGGGGCACUUAUUCUCGUAUCUAAAUCGUUUUUUAUUUCACUAGGCUACUUUGCGUAUAAGAAUUCCGCUAUCGUAAUCUUAAAUUCGUUCGAUGGAAGAUAUCGAUAGAUGUUGACUAAAACUUAUCGGAACAGCUUGAAACACUUGGAAAUAUUGCAUGUACAUCGAUGUAUCUAUAUACGGAGCACUACGUAACAUACGUAAUUUAUCACGGUACGUGUAAAUAACACGUGACAAAAAUUUGAUCUCUCUGGCAUGACACCAAUCCACGGGUGCUAUAAAAAAACCGCAUUUUGUACGUCGGAGUAAUUGUUCGUCAAAUUCAUUAUAUUUGUAAUAUUUAUCUCGAAGAUUAUGGACUUUGGAACACGUGCAUUCCGUCAGGCAGAUCACAGCGCGUAUCGCCUCAGACUCGCAGAAACAUUUAAACGGCCAACACGUACGCUAUUUUCUGAUAGUUGAUUGUUACAGUUUUUUAAAUUCAUUGGUACUCUCAAGAGAAUUGUACGAUUUCAAGUUCUCUGUAUACUCGAACGUUAGUUUCCUUCGAAUAGAAACUAUUUGAUAAUUUUUAUAUAAUAAUAAGAGGGGUCAUGAGUCGAGAAAUAAAAGUGUUGGACGGUGGAUUUUCUACACAAUUGUCGACCCACGUGGGCAACGUGAUAGACGGUGAUCCUUUGUGGACUGCAAGAUUUCUCAUCACAGACCCCGAGUCAGUUGUCUCUACGCACUUGGAUUUUUUGAGAGCCGGAGCGAAUAUAAUUCUGACAGGCACUUAUCAAGCAUCCGUCGAUGGUUUCAAGAAGUACAUGAACCUUACAGAAGAGGAGAGCCUCGAUUUAUUCUGUAAAGCGGUGAAUUACGCUAAGAAGGCCAUAAACUUGUACAAGAACGAUAUGAAGACUGGCGAGAACAUCGCAAAUCCUAAUCCGCUGAUAGCUGGGUCCGUUGGUCCAUAUGGAGCCUGUCUGCACGAUGCCUCGGAGUACACUGGGAAAUAUUGUUCUUCCGUGUCAGAAGAAAUGCUCAUGAAUUGGCACAGGCCGCGUAUUCAGAAAUUGGUGAACAGCGACGUCGAUCUACUUGCGAUAGAAACGAUCCCAUGUAAAAGGGAAGCCCAAGCACUUGUCAAGCUGUUGAAGGAAUUUCCUAAUAGCAAAGCAUGGCUGUCCUUCUCGUGUUCCUCCGACGGAGAGACCAUAGUGGACGGAUCUAAUUUUCAAGACGUAGCUACGAGGUGUUACAGAACAGCCUUGCCAGGACAAAUCUUGGCAAUCGGAGUCAAUUGCAUUGCGCCGCAGAACGUGACAGCCUUGUUGAAGGGCAUCAACAAAAGUUGUAAUCAAGAUUUCAUACCUCUCGUAGUGUACCCUAACAGCGGUGAGAAGUACACGGUGGAACACGGCUGGACGGUGGCGGAAGAGGGAUAUUCUUUACACGAGUUUAUACACGAAUGGCUCGACUUAGGUGUUCGAUAUAUCGGCGGAUGUUGUAGGACGACUGCCACGGAUAUAAGGAAGAUAAGAGUAGAGGUAGAAAAAUGGCAAAGUAAAUACGUAAAAUAACGAUGCCUACGUAAUAAACAGUAAUAAUAAAAUUGAGAGAUUUAGGAAGUUUUAAA
Molecule: messenger RNA, 1670 nt
Organism: Ceratina calcarata
Lineage: Eukaryota; Metazoa; Arthropoda; Insecta; Hymenoptera; Apidae
Product: homocysteine S-methyltransferase
Exons: 1
Coding region: 643-1614 (323 amino acids)
Biological process (GO): S-methylmethionine cycle
Molecular function (GO): S-adenosylmethionine-homocysteine S-methyltransferase activity; zinc ion binding
Source: RefSeq, a predicted model, not a curated record